CAUCAAUCACCAUGUCAACCACAACAACCACCCUCUCCAUCCUCUCCGACUACGAAGUCCACCACACUGGAGCAGAUAGUCAGCCCCAAUUCCAAACUCAACUGCCAGUUCCCGCUCCGUCCCCACCCCAACCAGCCAACUGGCCAACAAACCACCGACGCAUCCCUGCCUACCGGCCUGUCAACCGACACCUGGACUACAACGAGCGAGCGGCGGGGGGCAGUCUGGGCGAGUAUGUGUUUAUUCAGACGAUGCUGCAUGGGGUGUGGUUGAAUGCGACGGUUGCCCGCCUCUGGCGCUUCACGGGAGGGCGGAUCAACGACAGGAUAUUCCAGUAUAAGAUUGGGGGGGAGUGGUGACUUCGCCUUUUUCAACAUUUGUCUUG
Molecule: messenger RNA, 385 nt
Organism: Aspergillus heteromorphus CBS 117.55
Lineage: Eukaryota; Fungi; Ascomycota; Eurotiomycetes; Eurotiales; Aspergillaceae
Exons: 2
Coding region: 12-359 (115 amino acids)
Source: RefSeq, a predicted model, not a curated record